Molecule: messenger RNA, 1293 nt
Organism: Triticum turgidum subsp. durum (durum wheat)
Lineage: Eukaryota; Viridiplantae; Streptophyta; Magnoliopsida; Poales; Poaceae
Source: the annotation of a GenBank genome assembly
AUGGCCGAGCUGCGGCACGCCACGUCUUGGAAGCCAUGUGCCGAGCGACGCAGCGACGAGAUCUCAGAUCUUGUGUCAGAGAACGAAACGUCUGGGUAUAUUUUUAUUCAUGCUGAGGGUGGAUUAAACCAGCAACGCAUAGCUAUAUGCAAUGCUGUUGCAAUCGCUAAGAUAAUGAACGCCACACUUAUUUUGCCUGUGCUGAAGCAGGAUCAAAUAUGGAAAGAUCAAACGAAAUUUGAAGAUAUCUUCGAUGUAGAUCAUUUUAUAAAUUAUUUGAAGGAUGAUGUGCGCAUUGUUCGAGAUAUUCCUGACUGGUUCACAGAAAAAGAUGAGCCGUUCACCAGUAUAAGACGUACUGUAAAAAAUAUCCCAAAAUAUGCACCAGCGCAGUUUUAUGUUGAUAAUGUACUUCCAAGGAUCAAAGAGAAAAAGAUAAUGUCUAUCAAGCCAUUCGUUGAUAGAUUGGGGUAUGAUAAUGUUCCAAUGAAGAUAAACCGGCUCAGAUGUAGAGUUAAUUAUCACGCCUUAAAGUUUCUACCUGGCAUUGAAGAGAUGGCUGACAAACUAGCAACAAGGAUGCGGAAUCGAACUGGGAAUGUAAAUCCAUACAUGGCUCUUCAUCUUAGAUUCGAGAAAGGAAUGGUGGGUUUAUCCUUUUGUGAUUUUGCUGGAACCAGAGAGGAGAAAGCAAUGAUGGCUGAAUAUAGACAGAAACAAUGGCCAAGACGCUUCAAGAAUGGAUCUCACCUUUGGUCUUUAGCACUGGAAAAGAGAAAAGAAGGCCGCUGCCCGCUUGAGCCUGGGGAAAUAGGUUUCAUUCUGCGUGCAAUGGGAUAUACAAAGGAGACUCAGAUAUAUGUUGCAUCAGGACAAGUGUAUGGUGGAAACAAUAGAAUGGCGCCACUGAGGAAUAUGUUCCCCAAUUUGGUUACCAAAGAAGAUCUCGCAAGCAAGGAGGAGAUAGAGCAUUUCAAGAAGCAUGUAACCAGCCUUGCUGCAUUGGACUUCCUGGUAUGCCUGAAGUCGGAUGUGUUCGUCAUGACCCAUGGCGGCAAUUUUGCGAAGCUGAUCAUUGGCUUCCGGCGCUAUAUGGGGCGACAUAGGCUCAAGUCUAUCAAGCCGGACAAGGGGCUCAUGUCGAAGUUCUUCGGCGACCCCUACAUGCCAUGGGCGACUUUCGUGGAGGAUGUGAUGAUCACUCACCAGACACGAACAGGCCUCCCCGAGGCCACCUUCCCGCACUAUGACCUCUGGGAGAACCCUCUCUCCCAUUGCAUGUGUAGAGCAUAA